Penicillium maclennaniae is the source of this 1470-nucleotide messenger RNA. RefSeq lists its product as uncharacterized. Gene Ontology annotation, molecular function: amino acid transmembrane transporter activity. The coding region runs from base 1 to 1470 and encodes 489 amino acids. Gene Ontology annotation, biological process: amino acid transmembrane transport. The record is from RefSeq and is a predicted model, not a curated record. The transcript is spliced from 3 exons. Lineage: Eukaryota; Fungi; Ascomycota; Eurotiomycetes; Eurotiales; Aspergillaceae. Gene Ontology annotation, cellular component: vacuolar membrane.
AUGGGCUACGAAGACCUUUCUCACGGCCCCGAUGCCGAAAGCGGCAAGAUCAUUGAGGCGGAAGGCGAGAAGGCGUACGCCGCACCUCCGGCGUUUGAAGGUGACAUGCUGGGCGAGAUGAGCGAGACUGAGCGCGCCGUCUACGAUCACGGAAUCAAGAGGUUCAGCCGGUUGGGAUGGAAGCGACUCACCGUCGUGCUGAUUGUGGAAGCCAUUGCGCUAGGUAGUUUGUCCAUUCCCUCCACCUUCGCGAAGCUGGGCAUGGUGGCCGGUGUAAUCUGCAGCGUGGGCCUCGGCCUGGUCGCCAUCUACACUAGCUACAUUGUCGGUCAGGUCAAGCUCGCCUUCCCGCAGGUCGCCAACUACGCCGAUGCCGGUCGCCUCAUAGGCGAUCGCCUCGCCGCCUUACUGAUCCGCAUCAUUAAACCCAUCUUCCCGCGAGUCGCUAACUUCGCCGAGCGUGGUCGCGUGAUUGGGGGCCAUUGUGGAUAUGAGCUGGUCAACUUGAUGCUGGCCUUGCAACUGAUCUUAUUGACCGGAUCUCACUGUCUGACGGGAACGAUUGCCUUCAUGAAUAUCACUGAGAGUAACGUCUGUUCAGUGGUCUUUGCUGUGGUAUCCGCCAUCAUCUUAUUACUCUUGGCCAUUCCGCCUAGUUUUACCGAAGUCGCCAUUCUCGGCUACGUCGACUUCGCAUCGAUCAUCAUCGCAAUCGGCAUUACCAUCAUCGGGACAGGUGUCUCCUCCUCCAACGCGCCCGGAGGACUCGCCGCUGUACCUUGGUCGGCGUGGCCCAAGGACAAUCUGACCUUCACCGAGGCCUUCAUUGCCGUGUCCAACAUUAUCUUUGCCUACAGCUUUGCCAUAGACUUCGUCAAGUCGAUCUGGGCCCUGGGCCUCACAGAAAUCUUCGUCUACACCAUCACCGGUGCCCUGGUCUACGCCUUCGUGGGUCAGGAUGUGUCGAGCCCGGCCUUGACCUCGGCGGGUACCUUGUUGAGUCGCGUCGCGUACGGGGUGGCCCUCCCCGUGAUCUUCAUUAGUGGGUCGAUCAACACGGUCGUGUUUGGUCGUCUGAUUCAUGGUCGCAUUUUCGCCAAUUCCCCGAUCCGGUUCAUCAACACCACCAUGGGCUGGGUGACUUGGAUUGCCGUCAUUACCGGCGCCACCGUCAUCGCCUUUGUGAUCGCCGAAGUCAUUCCGUUCUUUUCUGAUUUGCUGUCGAUUUCAUCGGCACUCUUCAUCUCGGGCUUCACUUUCUACUUCCCCGCGCUGAUGUGGUUCUUGUUGAUCCGCAAGGGCAGUUGGCUUGAGCCCAUGAACCUCUUGUUGACCGUGACCAACGCCUUCAUCUUUAUUAUUGGCAUGAUCACUCUGGUCGGAGGAACCUACUCUAGUAUCGAUGACAUUAUUAACAACUAUAAUACCGGCUCCGUGCGCGGCGUCUUCACAUGUGCGGCCCCGGAGUAA